GGCAGUUUUAUAAUGAGACCCUAUGUGAAAUUGAAUUAGUGUAAUAUAACCUCAAAACAAACCGUGAGUGAUAUUUAGUGAAAUAAAAAUAUCCUUUGCCUUGGAAGUCAUGUAGAAUAAUUGAUUGAUAAAAAGCCUCUUGUUGACUGGGAGGGGCACAGUGCACGUGCAAGCAUGACGGAGCUACAAGCCACCCUGGAGUUUUCUGUGGAACUCAACAAGUUCUACAAUGUAGACCUCUUCCAGCGCGGGUAUUAUCAGAUACGCACAGCCCUUCAAACACCACCGAAAGUACCAUCGAAGAUAGAAAUAACUCUUCAGAAAUCACAAGAUAUUGGUUAUAAUAAAGCGCGACCCUACUUCAAAGAUGAGGACAAUGAGAUCCCUGCUCACGUGAUCAGCGAAUGGGCUGUGAGUCGCACAUUCCAGAUCCUGUAUCGCAACGAGGAUGUUGCCAUCAAUGACGUCAUCUUGUACAGAUUCCAUACGCUUGUCAAUAGCACAAAGUUGCUUGAAGAGCUUUCCAAGCUGGAGAUUAUGCUCAAUGUGGAACUGUGGUUCUCCGAGGAACACUGCUCGGCGGAGACCAUACAGGGCAAGGUGGAGUGUGUGAGUCAGCGGACAUUGAACCUGCACUUCAGCCCCACCAAGGGGCUGCACCACCACGCGCCGCUGCUCUUUGACUACUUUCACCUCUGCUGUGUGGAGAUCACCGUCCAUGGCACGCUGAUUGCCAUACACCAGCCUUUCCUAAGCGUACCAAAGCAGCCCCGCUCUGCGUGGUCGAGCCGCAAUCCAGAGCUGUCUACGCUGGAAACUGUGUAUUUUGGGGAUAGGCCAAUAUCUGCCGAUCCGGACCAGUGUUCACCGGUGAAUCUGCAUUCAGCCUGGUCAAUGCACCAUCAUAUAUGUAACCUACUGCUGUCAGCGUAUGAGAGUCUUCAAACCACCUUUGAGUUCUACCUCAAGGAUAUCUGCAGAUCUCAGUUCCAGCUUGAGCACAUCAACUGUCACCACAAGCUGGCACGUAUCAUGGACGGCAUCCAGGAGUUCGACAAUGAGGAGGAGCUGAUCCAGACGGGGACAAGGGACAUCACACAGCUGUGUGCAGCCAACGUGAUCCUCUGGACCCAGUUCCUGGAGACGGCCACCCUCGACCAGGGCAUCAUCUUUCAUCUGGCCAAGGAGCAUCACACCACACGAGUGAAGAGAAUGGCUGAAGGCUUUUUCACACAUGAGUACCAGAAAAAUGAAUGCCUGGCUUGUUACGAACCAAGUUUCCACGGACACACUGACCUGGCCGCCAUGGUUCGCAGUUCCAUGUACCUGCAGACGUUACCUCCUCUUGAUCUCGAGUGCCUGGACCUGGAUGGCGACUUCAACACGUUACCAGUCAUAUUCGAGGACAUCUACGAUGACCACCCUAUUGGGACAGACGCAACAGAUGGCAAGAGUUCAAGGUCCCAGUCGCUCUCUCCCAGUUUCGCUCAAAUGACUACGCCAGAUGCCCGCCAGAAGUCCAGGCGUAAAAAUAUCAUCAAGAACAUCCAACCACACACAUUCAAGCGUCCGUCCUCCUUCAAUCUCCAAGACGCAGAGAAUGCCAACGCUAAUGUAAAGAAAGACGUGACACUUGUGGGCUACAAGAAAACCUUUGCCUCUCCUAACGUCCAUAGUAAAGUGAUAGAGAAUUCGCUGGAGCUUGGAACAUUUAGCCCUUCAACUGCUAGCAGUAGUCCUUUGACUGCCAACAGCUCUGCCCCCAGACAGGGUCAGAUCAUGUCUAAUUCAGUGUCAUUGCCGUUGUUAGAACGGGACUGGAGUCGUGGUAGUGAAGGGACCUUACCCGAAUAUAUGCAGGUGGCGAGGCGGUCGUUACGUGCCAAGAAAAAGGACAAAGGUAAAAAGUCCAUUAUAACUGUCGAUUUUGGCGGCUCAGAUUCAAAUGUAAGUGUGGAAGGUGCUGCGCCUGCGUCCGCAGAAUUGCCAAGGAGAUUAAAAAGAGCCUACACUGACCCAGUUAGGCAUUCUUUGAAUCGUCCCCACAGUGAAAAUAUCACAGCCAGCGAUAUAAACGCGAAAAUGCACAAUUUAAGGAUACACGAUCUGCGAAGCAGUACGCCAAAGCAGUCAGACGUAUCGAGCAGCGAAGACAGUGGGUUUGUGGGGGACCAGAGUGUAAAGAGUGGAAUCAUGAGGGAUGGGGGAGCCAAUAACGAUGACAGUGAUACCGAGACUGAUGAUUCUGUUAAGAAGCACUUGGAUUUUCAGGAUGACCUACAUAGAAACUUAUCAAAUUUUCUGACAACAACUCUGGAUGACAAGGAUCUCCAUGACAGUGACAGGAGUGAUGAUGAAACUUGUGUGCAAAAUGGCUAUGAUGUAUGUAUGGAUGGUGGGAAUGAGCAGAAUCACGCAAAAAGUGAAAGCGGGGAAAAUUCACUGAAAAAUAGUGUAAUUUUGGAGAAAAAUGAUAGUUGCAAUGACACAAAGCUUGAUCGGGAGUCUAAGCAAGGGUUAACAGUAAGAGAUAUACUUAAAAAGAAUGCAAUGCUAUUGACUAGUCCAGGGUUAAAGUCCCCGAGCGUAGACUCUAGUAGAUAUCACUCAGUUCGAGAAAGUGCCAAUAUAACUAUUAUCAAUUGUGGUGCUGAAAACAGACGAGUUAAUAGCGUACCCAGAGACAGCAUGACGUCGCUAGAUAGUGGUAUAAGUCAGACAGGCACUCUGUCAAUAUCCACAAUAUCAUCAAAGGGGUCCACUGGAAUACAGGACCAGUCAACGCUGUAUUCUAAGGACACUGCAAGUAUCGAUGGACAUUCAGAUAAAGAGUUGGACAGAGAUGAAGUCACUGUUAUUGAACUCCUGAAAGAAGAGUACACACGCAGCUCUGUUCUGCCUUCUGAGUUUAAUCAGAGUGUCACAGACUUCAGCGAAUCUGGGGUGUCUGUUUCUGUAAUUUCCGUCCGAAAUAACCAAAAAGCGUCUAGUGAUUCCUAUUUACCGCAGUCAAUUGAACAUUUACAGGUAUCACAAGGUAGCCUGGACAAUAAGAAAUCUUCAGAGGUCAUGACCUCAUCUGCAUCGUUCCCAGACAUGUCACGCUUGGCUGAAUCACCAAAGAAAGACCAUCCGAAACUGGUGGAAAAAGUGCAACGAAAAACUAUUAAUUUCAUCGAAAUGAGGGAAAAUCUCAAAAGCAGGAUGAAAUAUCAGGGAAACUUGUACAGUCUUAUUGAGAACGGUGAAAAGCCAACAUUGGCUUCACAGAUUCCUUACUUUCACGUCCCAAACUCGACGGAUGAUGAAGACCAAAAAGGCUGUCAUCUUGUGGUCUGUGUGCAUGGACUAGAUGGUAACAGCGCAGAUCUUCGUCUUGUGAAGACAUACAUGGAGAUGUCACUGCCUGGUUACCGGCUCGAGUUCCUUAUGUCAGAGAGGAACCAGUCAGACACAUUCGCAGAUUUUGAUGUGAUGACAAAGCGACUUGUUGCAGAGGUUGUUAUUCACAUCGACAUGUACUCGCUGAAAGUUGCUCGUAUAAGUUUCAUCGGUCACUCUCUGGGCACUAUCAUCAUCAGGUCGGCGCUGACCCAUCAGGAUAUGUUCCCACUGCUGCCCAGGCUGCACACAUUCCUCUCCCUGUCUGGGCCUCACUUGGGGACUCUAUUCAACAGCAGCGGCCUCGUAAACAUGGGUAUGUGGUUCAUGCAGAAGUGGAAGAAGUCUGGCUCCCUGCUGCAGCUGUCUUUGAAGGACAGCACCGACCCCCGUGCCUCCUUCCUCUAUCAACUCAGUCAGAAACCAGGUCUAGAAUUUUUCAAGCAUGUACUACUGGUCGGUUCGUCUCAGGACCGUUACGUCCCAUACCAUUCCUCUCGCAUAGAGAUGUGCAAAGCGGCUCAAAGGGACAGCACUGGACUAGGUUCAGUGUACGGUGAAAUGGUCGCCAACAUUCUUACGCCUAUCGUAAACAACCCGAAAUGCAAGCUCAUCCGUUACGACGUAUUCCACGCCCUGCCCAGCACUGCAAACACCAUCAUUGGUAGAGCCGCACAUAUUGCCGUCUUAGACUCGGAAAUCUUCAUCGAAAAAUUCCUUAUGGUGUGCGGACUUAAGUACUUCAAGUAGACACGUUUUUCAUAAGAAUUAAGUUAUUCUGGUUUAGCUUUUCUGUGGACCUCUGUACUGUCCAUAGUCAAGUUUUUUUUAUGAUUCAAGUUCUACAAAUAUGUAUAUUGUCGAAGGAAAAUUUUCAAAUGUGCUAAUUUUACGACUCUUAUCUUAGACUAAAGUGACUUAGUUCAAGUUUCUCUUACUGAACUCAGUUACUAGAAACAGACAGGUUUUUCUGUGGACCUUAGUGACAAAAACAGGCGUGUUUUUGUCUGUGGACUCAUGGACUUCAAAAAAUUACCAGUAUAUUUCGUGUUGACAUAAAUAUUUUAAAGAUCAUGUUUUGUAUGCGGACCUAAGUGCUACAAUCAACCAAGUUUUGUAUGUGGACAUAACUACUACAACCAACAAAGGUUUGUCUGUUGGCUCAAGUACUUCAAACAGCCAUGUCCUUGUAUGGAUUGGAUAUUUGAAAAGCAAAUGUUAUGUAUAUUCAAAUACUUGCAAUAGCCUUUUUUUCUAUUGACACUAUAACAGUUAAUAGACAAAUGUUUGGAAACGUGCACAAUAAAUAGCCUGUCUCUAGACUAGGAAUAAGCAUAUAACAGUAGAAUCUCAAUUGUCGUUUCUGUUCUGUAAUUAUUGUUUAUGUCAUUAUUUAUAUUCGUUGCUGUAUUACAUUUUGUAGUGAAAAUCAUAAAAUGGGCAUUUCAUUACUUCUUGAAUAAUUAAAUAUUGUUGUAAUACAAGUAAGUGAUUAUUUAUAUUUUUCAAACAUGAGCAUUUCAUGCUAGCUUUCAAGUAUCAUUUUAAUGCCUCAUUUGCUACAAAAUGAAAAAUGAAUUGUAAUUUAUAAACUUAAUGUCAAAGGUAUUGACAUGUAGAUUAAAUCAAUUUAAAAUUGCUAGAAUCAAGUUGUAUAGCCACAAGUACAUGUAUCAGUUUCUCAAAGUCUUAGAAUCUCAUAAAACGCUAAUAUGGCUCAAUAUCAAACUGGUUUGUGUUCUGUUAUCUGAGAAUUCUGUGGGGAGAAAUUUAAAUCUGUUCAAAAAUAGAAGUUUUAAAGUUGUAAUCUAACAUUUUCUCUCCGUUUUCUCUCUGUAUUAGAUACUUAAGAAGAGAGAUUUUCAUGCAAUUGAUUGCUUUGAAAGCCUGGCAUGAAGGCUGGUAAUUUAUCAAGUUACACUUGCUUGAUUGAAGUGAGCUAUAAAACUGGUAUAACAUUUUAUCAUCAACAUACUAGUUGCAGGGACCUUAUAGGUUUUUAACCAGGUUUUCCGAAGGAAAAAACUGGUUAUUUGAUUGGCGAAUGCGGGCGGGCUGGCUGGCUGGCUGGCUGGCGGAAUAAGCUUGUCCGGACCAUAACUAUGUCGUUCAUUGUCAGAUUUUAAAAUCAUUUGGCACAUUUGUUCACCAUCAUUGGACGGUGUGUCGCGCGAAAUAAUUACGUCGAUAUCUCCAAGGUCAAGGUCACACUUUGAGUUCAAAGGUCAAAAAUGGCCAUAAAUGAGCUUGUCCGAGCCAUAACUAUGUCGUUCAUCGUCAGAUUUUAAAAUCAUUUGGCACAUUUGUUCACCAUCAUUGGACGGUGUGUCGCGCGAAAUAAUUACGUCGAUAUCUCCAAGGUCAAGGUCACACUUUGAGUUCAAAGGUCAAAAAUGGCCAUAAAUGAGCUUGUCCUGGCCAUAACUAUGUCAUUCAUUGUGAGAUUUUAAAAUCAUUUGGCACAUUUGUUCACCAUCAUGGGACGGUGUGUCCCACGAAAGAAUCACGUCAAUAUCUCCAAUGUCAAGGUCGCCACGACUAAAAAUAGAUUUAAAAAAAAAAAAAAAUUACAAAGGGGGUUAAUUUUUUUUGGUCAUUUCAAAAGUUCAGUUUGAGUUUUCUCCCUUUAUCAGAUUUUUUUUUCACAAUGAAAACCUGGUUUUGUGACAAUUUUGUCCCUUGUUGUGAAUUAUAUUAAAAAUGGGCCAUUAUUAUGUUAAUUUGUACACACAUAGUUGUUCAAACUGAUUGAUGUGCAGUGUUAAAAUUCACAAAUAAUAUGUCUGCUUUUAUUGGUGUUUAUUAAUGUGUGUAAUGGUAUUUGACAUGCUCAUGUUUAUGUGAUUAUUUUUCAAUUGAACCAAGUUCACAGUUGGAAUAUAAAAUGUGCUGAUUAAAAAAACAUGUUUUAUCUGACCUGACCAUGUACAUUGACAAAAUACAUUAGGGUAACUGUUUCAUUUGAAAGUAUGCACUAUUAUUAGUUGUAUGGGUACCAUGGAAGACGACUGAUCUGCCCUAUAGCUUUGUGUAGCAGUUUGUGUCCAUUAAGUAUUAGCAAAUGCCAAUAGAUUUUUGACACAUUAAACAUUUGUGUGCUCAUGUGUGUGGUCAUAUGUUUAUAAAUUGUUUUACAAUAUUUUGCAAGUAACAUAGUAUUAUAUAUUUUUCUUUAAACUUUGGUUUGUUUUCUUUAUGUUUGUUCUGUGACAUAUUCCUUCCUUUACCUAUUCCGUCAUGAUGUAUUCUUACAUCAAACCCUUUCAUAUCAUCUUUGAUUAUGUUAGUGCAAUUAACUUACAUGUAUUCCUAUUGUUUCUAAUACAUUCUUGAAUCAGAUCUUUUUUAGAUUCUGGUGCAGUGCAUGAUGAAUUAUUUUGUGAUAGUUACCAUAGUUUUGAAUGUAUAUUUAUUCGAACAUGUAGUUGUUAAUUUAAAUGGUCUCUAUUUUACUUCGUUCACAAGGACAUUUUGUUGUUUAUAUACUUAAAAUGACAAAAAUGCUUUACCAUGUAUUCUGUUAUGAUUUCUGCAAUGAUGCAUAAACAGAAGGUUUUUUGUUCCUUCAAGUUGAUUGACCCUAAUUUGUUCUUGAAUUAACUAAAUAAUUUGGAAGAUUAAUGCAUCAUGCCAUUGGAAAUUCAUAUUACAUUGAAAAUCAUUAAAAAUAAACGUGAACAACAGAAAUUUAAGCAGUUCUACUAACAAUGUACCUUUUUUUAUGCGAAGUUAUUGAAAAGAAAUGACCUAUUUUAAAGGGCCUUAUUCAAACCUUGAAAAAAAAAAGCAAACUGUCAGCUGUUUGUUACCAUUAGUGAAACAGGUGCAUGGAUAUUUCAAAUGACUGGGUAGCAAGUUGUUAUCAUAUAUACAUGAACUUGUUAAAUUGGUUUCCUCAUAAUUAUGCUUUCAAUUUAUUCAUUGUUAUGAAGCGUACCAUAAAAUACGUAGACAUUGGCAAGAAAGUACUUAAAUCGCAAAUGUAAAGAAAUCCUCAUUUUUAAAUGUGCUUUAUCAGACCAUGUUGAUUAAAAUUAAUGUAUGAACAGUUAUUACAUGUAUGUUGCAUUUUGGAGUUUUUAAAAUGUUAUUCAAUAUUUAAAUUAAGUUUUUAAGUUGUAGAAAACACACAAUUUGAUCAUUUACAGCCUCAUCCAUCUAGUCAGAAAUUGAACAUAUAUUUGGACCGUGCUCUGUGACAAGGGGGUUUACUGCAUGUGCAUAAAGUGUCAUCCCAGAUGAGCCUGUGCAGACUUCACAGGCUUAUCUAUGAGGACACUGUACGCACAUGCAUUUUACCACUUUUUCACAUUUUAUGGCACAUUUUAAUAAUCGGCUUUUAUUUGCCAAAACUGGAUAGCAAAAAUCUCAGUUAGGAGAAAAUUCUUUGAUUUUAUAAAAAAAAUAUCAGGAUGUUUCUUUGAAAUCUUUUUAAAUAGAAUAUAUUUUUGUAUGUUAAGAAUUAACUCAUUUGUUUGAAAAUAAGUAAUGUAUUUACAUUUUCAUACGACUUUCUUUAAGAGUUCCUCUCUGUUUUAAAAACAAUAGAGUUCCCCUUGCUCGUUAGAGCUGCCCUUUAUAUAACCAAAGUACUUCACUAUUUGGUAAAGGACUGCAUAACAUGGCUAUUGAUGAUAAUAUUACAUUAUAAUAUGUAAUCAUUUACUGAAAAUAUACUUUAAACUAUGUUAUUAGCGGCAUUAUGUAUUGUUUUGUCUGCAAAACAGAAGCAAACAAUUGUAUCAAAUAUCGUGCAAGUUCAUUUCCAUCCUGAUAGAUUCAUAAAUUUCAUACAUUUAGGAGUUCAAUUGUUUGUAGUCUUACAUUAUAAUAUGUAAUCAUUUACUGAAAAUAUACUUUAAACUAUAUCAUUAGCUAUAGCGGCAUUAUGUAUUGUUUUGGUCUGCAAAACAAAAGCAAACAAUUUUAUCAAAUAUCGUGCAUGUGCAUAUUCAUCCUGGUAGAUUCAUUGAAAUCAUACAUUUAGGAGUUCAAUUGUCCUUGGUAUUCUCACCAAUCUACAGGUAGAUUAAUUGAAAUCAUACAUUUAGGAGUUCAAUUGUCCUUGGUAUUCUCACCAAUCUACAGGUAGAUUCAUUGAAAUCAUACAUUUAGGAGUUCAAUUGUCCUUGGUAUUCUCACCAAUCUACAGGUAGAUUCAUUGAAAUCAUACAGUUAGGAGUUCAAUUGUCCUUGGUAUUCUCACCAAUCUACAGGUAGCACAUGCAUGAUUAUUUCCAAAUACACCAAUGUGGAAAUGUUGAUUUUGGUAUCAUUUAACUGAAACGUCUGCUCACUUUAUUUUAAUAAUUCUUUGUUACUUUGUUUGAAGUCAAAUUGUACCCCAUUAAAUAUUUUGUGUAUUAUUAUGACAUGUUGGAUAGAAGCAGCACAGCAUCCUUUCGGAAGUGUAUAAUUUAAUUAUUUUAAAAUUGGUUUUCAGCAUUCAUUAAAACAGUAUCAAACGUACGGCAUUACAUUUACUUAAAGAUUAUAGAUUUUCUCCAUUCUGGUUAUAAAUCGGUUACAGGUAUAGGAAGAUUUUUUAAUGCAAAUCUGUUCACUGUUUACCACUGAAUCACCAGUUUAUUUGUGUUUUUGUUUCUUUUUACUUGUUUAUUACCAUAUGUUAACAAAUGCCUCCGGCCAAAAAUAGAUGUCAAUAUAAUAAAACAAGUAUAUGAAACUAUAAGUAGACAAUCUCUGUCACAUUUACGUAUAAUGCAAAACAAUACAAAUUUAAUAAAAACAAUUUAUACAAAUUGUUACUGAAUUUUGAGAGUUAACACAACAAAGUUGACAUGCAUAACAAGGUUCUGGUUUUAUUGUUCCUUGCAUUUCAUUCUUUUAAAAGCUUUGUAUGCUCAGGAUAAAUUUUAUCUUAAUCUUAUUUCAAUAUAUGUGUCUUGUUCUGAGAAAACUGGGCUUAAUUCAUAUGUGUAAAGUGUUGUCCCCGAUUAGCCUGUGCAGUCCGCACAGGCUAAUCAGGGACGACACUUUCCGCUUUAAUGGUAUUUUUAGUUUCAAGGAAGUCCCUCCUUACCGAAAAUCAAGGCGGAAAGUGUCGUCCCUGAUAAGCCUGUGCGGACUGCACAGGCUUAUCUGGGACGACACUUAACGCACAUGAAUUAAGCCCAGUUUUCUCAGAACAAGACAUAUAUAUUUAUUAAAAUGAAGUCAAAUGCAUGAUACUUCAAGUCUCAGACACAUUCCAACAGUUAUUUUAUUUUGGUACUAGUAAAUAAUUAUUUCUGCCUAAUAUGACUGAUAACCUGAAAAUGUUGACAAAGCAAUUGUAUAUUUUUUGGUUGAAUUUCAAUUGUUUACUAAUUUUAUGCCUCCGGUAGGGUGGCAUAUAGCAGUUGAACUGUCUGUCUGUCCGUCUGUCUGUCUGUCAGUCUGUGCAUCCGUCCCAAACUUUAACAUUGGCCAUAACUUUUGCAAUUUUGAAGAUAGGAACUUGAUAUUUGGCAUGCAUGUGUAUCUCACGGAGCUGCACAUUUUGAGUGGUGAAGUGUCAAGGUCACUUCAAGGUAAAAAGUAACAAAUAAAUUCAAAGCGGUGCAGUAGGGGGCAUUGUGUUUCUGAUAAACACAUCUCUUGUUCUUUAUUAAGAAAACUUUACUUACGUUUAUUAUAAUAACAUCGAUUUAAAGUGUGAUACAUCAUUGUGCCAUUUUGUGUGAAAAUAAUCGAGUACACAGUGUUUAAAAAUUGAUACAAAUUAUCUGUUUAUCUUGAUAUUUACAUCCUCUACAAUCCUAACAUUUCCAUAGCAAAUUUGUCUUAAUGCCAAAAGUAACCCAAUGUCAAUGUAAUUUUUCAAGUUUUAAUGUUUUACACCCAGUUGCCUUGAUGUUAUGCAUGUAAAUAAUAACUUAGCCUCAAUUGCCUAUGAGAUCCAUUAAAGUAAGCCUUCCUCUUGGAAAACCAGGCUUAAUGCAUGAGCGUUAAGUAUUGCACAUGUUAAUCAGGCACGAUAGGUACCAGGCUCAAUGCAUGAGCGUUCAGUAUUGCACAUGUUAAUCAGGCACGAUAGGUACCGCUUUGGGACAAUUUUUUAAACCCUUUACCCUUUAUAAACGCAUUUUGCAUUUGAAGUCCUUUAGAAAAUCCAAUUAAAUUUAAGUCAUUUCUUAAUAUAUUGAAGUUUUAAAUACUUCAUUUCCAUCCCUUAGAUAAUGAUGAGUAGCAAACAGCAUAAAACCUGAACAGACUGCGAGUUUUAUGCUGGUUUCACUUUGCUUCUGAUGGGGAAAGUAUUAAAAGACGUCUCUUCUAAACCAUAAUCCAGUCAAGGUGAAAAGUAUUGUCCCAAAUGCAUUUAGUGCAGUUUUCUUAGAGCAAGGCUUGGUUAUACAUUAUUUGCUGAUCUGCGCCUCCUAGCUGUCACAAACCAUAUCGAAAAUAGUGUUGAGAAUGGAAAGUUACAAACUGAUUUUGCUUUCAAUGUUUUUUUGUUUCUUCUUUAAUUCAAUAACUGACCAUUUGGAUCGUUGACACAACGCAAUUUAUUACACUGGAAUUUGUUACCGAGAGAUGCCCGCAUCCGUUAAAAAUUCAUCUAAGAUUUUGUUAAAAGAAUUACUUUAGUUAGUGUAGUUUAGAUUGCAUCCAUAGACAACAGUGGUAAAUUUUGUAAUGUCUUUGAAUGUUUUUGUUCGCCAUAUACAUGUUAUGUAGUUGCUGAUAAGCAUUUGUUAUGCGUAGUUUUGGGAACGUAUUUAAUGUACACUUUGUAACAAUUAAUAAAAUACAAUGUAUUACUUAA
Messenger RNA from Dreissena polymorpha, 11152 nucleotides. RefSeq names its product protein FAM135A-like. The record is from RefSeq and is a predicted model, not a curated record. The transcript is spliced from 22 exons. NCBI's taxonomy places the organism in Eukaryota, Metazoa, Mollusca, Bivalvia, Myida, Dreissenidae. Bases 175 to 4131 code for a protein of 1318 amino acids.